AUGCUCAAAAGUCCGCGGCUGCUCCAACUCUUGCGCCAAGUGCCAGCGCAAGAAGGUUUUUUGAAAGCAUCACUGAGGCGAGAUUUCACCGGUCUGGUAUCGAAGCCUCAAGCAAAGACAGGAAGCUUCCAGCGGCGAGACUUCGUCACUGCAAAGCUACGGACAGCAAGGCCAGCGCAUUCAAAGGCAUGGCGCCGUCAGACACGCCAAAACAGCAGCAAUGCGUCUAGAAAUGAACCGGGCGGCCAGGAGCCUCAGUCGCUUUCGGAUCGCAUGAGGGCAAUGUCGCGCAAGUAUGGGUGGACUGUCGUCGGAAUAUACCUUGGAUUGUCUGCCUUGGAUUUUCCCUUUUGCUUCCUGGCGGUGCGAUGGCUUGGAACAGAUCGGAUCGCGGCGGCGGAGCAUGCGGUCGUGAGUCGCUUCUGGGCCGUGCUGGAGAGCGUUGUGCCCAGUUUGAAAGAGCGACGCGCACAGAAUCAGCUGGCAGAGGCCGAGGAUGCAGUGAAGGAGGCCAGCGAAGCCGUUGAAAAGGACGCAAAGCAUGAGCCUGCAAGUAUUUGGACACAGCUCCUCCUCGCGUACGGAGUGCACAAGUCACUAUUCUUCCUCCGAGUUCCUCUGACAUUAGCUGUGACGCCCAAGGUGGUCAAGACGCUGCGCGGAUGGGGAUUUCAGAUUGGGAAGCCAAAGCCAAAAUGA
Ramularia collo-cygni is the source of this 699-nucleotide messenger RNA. RefSeq lists its product as uncharacterized. The coding region runs from base 1 to 699 and encodes 232 amino acids. The transcript is spliced from 2 exons. The record is from RefSeq and is a predicted model, not a curated record. Lineage: Eukaryota; Fungi; Ascomycota; Dothideomycetes; Mycosphaerellales; Mycosphaerellaceae. Gene Ontology annotation, cellular component: mitochondrion.